UUCCUCGUCCAAUAAAAAAAAAGCCGUUGACCAACCUGGAGAGGCUAGGCUAACUAACCAUCAGAGGGAGAUUGUGGUGAAGAUCUUAUAUACUACACAGAAGUCCUUAAGUCAAAAAUGACAUACAGGAGAGACAGGAGCAUACGAGAGGUGUAUGAUGAACGCUUUUUAACAGAGAGACCGGGUCCGUACCCACGAGCAGGAGGAGCGGUUGAAAGGAGGGGCCCCUUUGGCAGGCCAGAGGAUGACUAUGGCCGGGGCGUGUACGAUUACGAAGGAGGUCCCCGCUUUUUCCCAAAUGGCGGCGCCCCCCGAAGUUACCAUGAAGAUCAGAGAGGCUACCACGGAGACGGUCUUCAUUUCCCUACUGAACGCAGAGCAGUACCACCUUCAAGGAGGGAGGACUAUCCUUACAGAGUACCCAGAGAGGACCCUCACGCAGGACGACCUCUGGAGUUUGGCGCCCGAGCACCACCUCCUCAUAGCGUACGAAACCAGGGCAUCUACCCAGCGCCCAGGUCCCUCCCAGAGAGCGGGGAAGACACGCUAGUGCAGGCCAUCCUCAACCUGGACAGAGGGGAGGACAGAGACCACUACAGGAGAAAGGCAGCCCCGUUCCCUCCCCUCAGAGAACGUUCUCCCGUGCGCCGUGAGGUGGCCCGCUCCCCCCACAGUCGCUCCGGUUCCAGCGUCAGCAGCAGAGGCUACUCGCCAGACAGAGCCAAGAGCCUGCCAUUUCCCUCACAACAAGGCAAGAGUGUGGACGCCCCGGAGGGUCACGUGGGUGUUUCUGAGCACGUUUGGGGAGGACUCUUUCCUCAACAGAGCGGACAUGACACUCUGGGGUAUGAAGAGACUUAUACUCAGAGCAAGAUUGCUGACAAAAUUCCUGGCUUGUCAAGAGAAGGCUCUCCACACAGUGCAACGUCAAACAAGGAGGACAACCAUCCGCCAGAAGUAGAAAAAGAGGAACCACCUGUAGCUCCUGUCGUGGAGGAGAGCCAAAAGCCUACAGAGAACUUUCAAGAGCGGCGAGCCCUGGCCAUCGCAGCUAAAGCCCAGGAGAUAGAGAAGGUGUACCGUCAGGACUGCGAGACGUUUGGCAUGGUUGUGAAGAUGCUGGUGGCCAAAGACCCCAACCUGGAGAAGCAGCUGCAGGUUCCUCUCAGGGAGAACCUGGGGGAGAUCCGCGAGCGUUGCCUGGAGGACCUGAAACACUUCAUCAGCGAGCUGGACGAGGCGAUCCGGCAGCCAUAACCCCUCCGUCUGUGACUCAACCGCUCCAUCUACGUCCCUGAGGGGUGGGGGUGGGGUGGGGGGGCAGGGGAGGGUCAUAAACUUUCAAAGACGGUAGUGAAUCACAGCUCAUCUUACUGACACAUUGGCCUCAUCUGCUUCAUUAGAUUGUGAGUCUGAUCAUGGGAGGAAUGACUGCUGAACGUGAUGAAUAUCUUGGAUACAUUGUGGAUUGCCGGAAUGAAGCUACUCUACAGCACAUCAACCUGAAGAACAACUUGGCAUGGAGAGAGGGAUGCCGUGUUGCACAUGUGUAUGUGGGGAUGAACAGUGUUAGUUUUGAAAAAAGAAUUUUUACUUUCGAGUUACGUGUUGAAAGUUGUUAAUUAUAAAAAUAUUGACAGUUGUUCUUCUGUAAAAUGUUGGCAAAAAUACAUUUUGUCUAUUUAAAAAGCUACUACUCUCACAUCACAUUGAAAAUGGGUUUCAUUGUUUGUUUAACAUUUUUGAUAAAAAAAAAAAAAAAAAAGUUGACAGUUGGCAUGAAAGAAAUACCGUGUGAGACGGUUUGUUUUGUAGUAUUUUCAUGUAAAUUUGUAUUUUGUAGCAGUCAGAUAUGACUUGGUGCUGCUAAAUUUAUAACAGUUCAAUAUUGUAUAAAUUUGUACUGUCUAGAAAUGCCA
Seriola aureovittata is the source of this 1919-nucleotide messenger RNA. It is a transcript of the gene pphln1, whose product is annotated as periphilin 1. NCBI's taxonomy places the organism in Eukaryota, Metazoa, Chordata, Actinopteri, Carangiformes, Carangidae. Bases 118 to 1257 code for a protein of 379 amino acids. The transcript is spliced from 12 exons. Gene Ontology annotation, cellular component: nucleoplasm. The record is from RefSeq and is a predicted model, not a curated record. Gene Ontology annotation, biological process: negative regulation of gene expression, epigenetic; protein localization to heterochromatin; negative regulation of DNA-templated transcription.